Molecule: messenger RNA, 1051 nt
Organism: Eucalyptus grandis
Lineage: Eukaryota; Viridiplantae; Streptophyta; Magnoliopsida; Myrtales; Myrtaceae
Product: ethylene-responsive transcription factor ERF109
Exons: 1
Coding region: 24-794 (256 amino acids)
Biological process (GO): ethylene-activated signaling pathway; regulation of DNA-templated transcription
Molecular function (GO): DNA binding; DNA-binding transcription factor activity
Source: RefSeq, a predicted model, not a curated record
UUCCCAAGCCUCGCUCGUUCGACAUGCAGCAAUCGCACGACCUCGGCAUGACCCGAGACGACGAACACGGCAUCAUGGUUAACGCUCUCCAGCACGUGAUAUCCGGGAGCAGCUCCACGCGGCCCGAGCCGAUCCCGGCCUUCCAGUCGUCCACGCCGCCGCCCCUCUCCGCCGACGGGACCGCCGCGGAGCAGCGGGCCCCGGGCCUCCUCUCGCUUCCCGACGUGGCCACUUGCCAGGUGUGCAGGAUCGACGGGUGCCUCGGGUGCAACUUCUUCGCGCCGGGCAGAGUCGCCAUGGCGGUGCAGGGCGGCGGGGACCCCGCCAAGGCUGCCCAGGCGCUCGGUGUGGGCCAGAGCAACAAGAGCGCCGGCAGGAAGAGGAAGGGCUUCUACCGGGGAGUGCGGCAGAGGCCGUGGGGGAAGUGGGCGGCGGAGAUCCGGGACCCGCGGAGGGCGGCGCGGGUGUGGCUCGGGACGUUCGAGACGGCGGAGCAGGCGGCCCGGGCCUACGACAGGGCGGCGCUCGAGUUCCGCGGUGCGCGGGCCAAGCUGAACUUCCCACUGCUGCCGAAUGACUGCACGAGCACCGGUGCCGGCAAGAGCAGGGACAUGAUGGAGGACGGCGAGGCUGAAGAAACGAUCAAAGCGAGGGCGGAAGGGGGAGAGAGUAACGAUGUCCGUGAAAAAGCUCCGUCUUUCGAGCGUGAUGACGAGAGAGGAGCGAGCGAGUUCUGGGAGAAGCUUGAGAAGGAGGAGCUGGAGCAGUGGCCGGUCAUGCACUUGCCUCCAUGAACGAAGAGAGAGAGAGAGAGAGAGAGAGAGCUGCAUGCUUUGCACCGAUCACGCGGACAGACGUCACUCGAAUCGUAGAUUGUCGUGGCGCCGUGUGGGGUCCACGUGAUUGAGAAUUCGUAUGGACUCGGAUGUGCAUGAUCCAUGCAAUGUAGGACAAAUCAGAGUUUGCGUAAGAAAUUUAAUCUGUACUUUGGUUAUUCUUUUCUGUAAGUUUCGAGGGGUAGAGUUUUCGGUUGACUUGAGCACUUUGUAGC